Molecule: messenger RNA, 2688 nt
Organism: Penicillium griseofulvum
Lineage: Eukaryota; Fungi; Ascomycota; Eurotiomycetes; Eurotiales; Aspergillaceae
Product: ankyrin repeat domain-containing protein
Exons: 2
Coding region: 1-2688 (895 amino acids)
Molecular function (GO): protein binding
Source: RefSeq, a predicted model, not a curated record
AUGUUCAAGACAGUCUAUUUAAUACUUGACGCCCCCGACAGCUACCUCGGCGACAACGUGCAAGCUUGGCAGGGCAUGUGGGAUGCCCUGGCGAAGCUACCAUCCAAUAUCAAGCUUCUUUUUACCUCUAGGCUUAGCUCGCCGACCCGCAGGCUCAAAAUCGACUCCAAAAUGGCUAUCACGCCGAGGGUUGCAGAUAUAAAAACUUAUGUAACGGACCGAAUCAAGAGGGAUACGAACCUGAAUCAAGUACUGGCAAAGACCCACGAGAGAGAACCCGUGAGGAAAAGAGUUACCAGUCUCGCCUCAGAAAGCGGCAUGCUGACAGAGCUGCCCUAUAUUAUGAUACUUAGGUUCCUUUUAGCCAGGCUGCAUUUAGACAACCUCAGCAAGCAUUCCGGUACCUUGGCUAGCAUCAAAAACGCACUGUCCCAUCUUCCCACUGAUUCAAACGCUGUGUUUGAGUCCUCGGCGCUCCAAAUGACCAAGUACAAGCCAUUCGAGAACAAAUUAGCUAAACAUGUCCUUACCUGGGUCGCCCAUGCAAAAGUCGGCCUCACCAUCAGUCAGGUGCAAGACAGCUUUGCCAUGCAGCAGCACAGCAAAGGGGAAAGCUACUACGAUUCCAUACCCUCCAAGGACUUGGUGAUCUCCGUGAGCGCUGGACUAAUAGUUGAGGACUCGAAAAAUGGUACAUUGCGCCUGGUCCACGAAUCCGCACGACAAAAUCUUCGCAGACACGACAUUAUACCUCAAAAUGCCGACUUGACAAUGGCCAAGACAUGCCUAACUUGCCUUCUAAUUGAUGGAACAGAGGAUGAGAAGCAAAGCCCACUUUUGGCAUAUGCUGCAAACCACUGGAUAUCGCACCUUGACCAGGAUUGUCAAAACGCCGACGCGGAAGCCAGAAAUUUGAUAAAGAGGUUCUUUAGGAACAGCACCAAGCUCGCGCGAGCGUUCAACACCAUGCAAGCCGAUCCAGGAUCUGGGUUAGACGGCAUAACGGAACUUCAUGCCGCUGUCUAUUUUAAUCUCCGUUUCUACACCAAGUACCUUAUCAAGGCACGUUUUGAUGUUAAUGCGCGAUGCUCCAAUGGGCAAACCGCUCUACACUGGGCUGUCAAGCUUGGUCGAUAUCGUCUUUUAAAGGAUCUCAUCCGCAAUUCGGCAGACACAAACAUACGUGAUAAGACCAAACACACACCACUUCACAUUGCUCUCAAAGGGCCAGUGGCAGACACCAUUCCCAUCGUACAGAGACUGGUUGAUGGAGGCGUCAAGCUCGACCUACCAGGUCCACAGGGAUUGACAGCGCUAUCAUGGGCUAUACGGUACGGACCUACGGCUGUUGCGGAGAUAUUGCUGAAAAGCCAGGUUAAUUUGAACAGCGAAAUUAGCCCGGGGUGGACUUCUCUGAGAGAACUGUUUUGUCACGACCACUCAACCGCAGAGCCACCAGGUACUUCAGCCUAUACAUGGAACUCGUUAAAAACUGCCGUCCAGGAUCAUGUCAGUUACCUCAUUCAUGUCGUGCUUGGUCUAGGCGUUGACCUCAAUCGCCCAACGAGCCAUGGGUGGCUGCCUCUAACACAUGCAAUCACUACCAAUAGCCUAUCAAGAGUGAGGGCCCUCUUGAAGAGAGACCCAUCGCCGGCCGACGCGAACAAGCGUGAUGAAGGGCGAAACUGGUCACCGCUCCGAUGGGCUAUCUUCCGUAAAAACCCAGCUAUCGUCAAAGUAUUGGGCGAACACGGAGCAGACAUGAACGAGAAGAAUGACGAUGGGUGGAUGCCUCUAAUCCAGGCUGUCGAGGACCAAAGCGAGGACAUUGUCCAGGUGCUGUUGAAAAUGGGUACGCGGCCAGAGACUCUAGACCAACAGAAUCGGCCCGCGCUGCUCCAUGCUGUUCAGAGCCGCAACAAGAAUAUUAUAUGGCUCUUGGCUACCAGCGACUCUGAGUCAAAUAUUUGUCUCCAUAGCAAAAUGCUACUUGAGGUAGCUUUGGCGAACGAUGAUUAUUCCAUUGCUUGGCUGCUAUGUGAAAAUGGAGCUGACCCCAAUGCAACGGAUGGGCAUAUGACGUUGCUGCAUAGGGCUUCUCGCAGUGGGCGUCUCAGAGACGUCAGCUUCCUUCUUAGCUGGGGUGCCGACGACAGCCGUCUAGACAAUGAAGGGUUUACUGCUCUUCACCGUGCUGUGCUAGGAAACUUCGAUACAAUCGUUGCAGAGCUUGUGUCGCGGAUAUCGAGCCAAGAAUACCUCAAUAUACGCGAUCCAAAUGGAAACACAGCACUUGUACUCGCAAUCCUCAAGGGAAAUAAACCAAUGGUGCAGACGCUACUCUAUUCCCAGGCCUCGUGCGAGAUAGCAGACUCCCAAGGCGUGACGGCACUACAUCACGUUGUGGGACUUGGAUUGGACGAAUUUCUGCGGCUGAUGGUGCAUAGGGUUAGCAAUAUCAAUCUUCCAGACAAGAAAGGAUAUUCAGCAUUGCACCACGCCGUAAGAAGCGACAAAAGCAACGCUCAGACUAUAAGCAUCCUCGUGGCUGGUGGGGCUGACCUGAAUGCGAAGACAAACGACAACGAGACACCUUUGAGAUUAGCAAGGCGCCUGAAGAAGGAAGCAUUUGUGAGCCAGUUGCAAAGCUUGAAGGAAUCUUCGAGAAGUCGAGCUAAGAAAGACUAG